Molecule: messenger RNA, 666 nt
Organism: Medicago truncatula (barrel medic)
Lineage: Eukaryota; Viridiplantae; Streptophyta; Magnoliopsida; Fabales; Fabaceae
Exons: 3
Coding region: 1-666 (221 amino acids)
Source: RefSeq, a predicted model, not a curated record
AUGUCUUCUUCUUCUUCCUUUCCAACUUCUGAAGAACGAAUCGUUGCUUCUGCUUUGCUUCUUCUCCACACACCUUCACCAAAGUUUCAUUCAAAUGAAGUUCAUGAAGAGCGAAGAAGCUUUAGUCACAAUCGUUUCAGAGAGAUUUCUGUUACUACUGAUUCGGAUGAAUCUUCUUCAGCUUUCUCUUCUCUUCUAAUCAACGGUGGUGAUGAAUCUUCUGAUUCGGAUGUUUCUUUCUUCUCUGCUACGAAUCGUUAUCAUCAGAUGAAGUUCAAGAUUGCGAGGAAAUCGCGAUCAAAGGUAGUGUGGACAUCCUCUUCCUGCUCCGGCGACCGGAAAGUGAAAUCCGAGACGACGGCGAAGGUUUCACCGACUUCAUUUUCCGGCGAGGCGACAUCAUGUUUGUCAACAACCUCAAGCUCGCGAAGCUUGCGCUAUGCUAACAGAACAAGCAAGUGUAGGAGUGUGAUUGAUGCUGAAAUCAAACGCGAGACACCGCCGGCGGCGAAGCUUCGCGUGAAGAAUCCUGCCGGAACGCCACACUUACGUCGGCGCGGCGAUGCAAUAUUGAGGUUUCUCUCUCACGGUGGUUGGUCUUCUGAAGUGAAGAUCCGUGAAAUGCUUGGUGAUAGCCCUGACACUAGCAAAGCUCUCCGAAUGUGA